Molecule: messenger RNA, 756 nt
Organism: Metarhizium album ARSEF 1941
Lineage: Eukaryota; Fungi; Ascomycota; Sordariomycetes; Hypocreales; Clavicipitaceae
Product: ribulose-phosphate 3-epimerase
Exons: 4
Coding region: 1-756 (251 amino acids)
Biological process (GO): carbohydrate metabolic process; pentose-phosphate shunt; pentose-phosphate shunt, non-oxidative branch
Cellular component (GO): cytosol
Molecular function (GO): metal ion binding; D-ribulose-phosphate 3-epimerase activity
Source: RefSeq, a predicted model, not a curated record
AUGACGCCGCCGGCAAUCAUUGCGCCUUCUAUUCUGUCUGCUGACUUUGCUCAGCUUGGUGCCGAAUGCGCUCGUACCAUGGAACAUGGCGCCGACUGGCUCCACGUCGACAUCAUGGAUGGACACUUUGUUCCCAACAUUACAUUCGGAGCUCCUGUCGUUGCCAAGAUCAGAAAACAUGUUGACAGGCCCAGCGAGGGUAACGGUAGAGGCACGUUUGACUGCCACAUGAUGAUUGCAGAGCCCAAGAAAUGGGUCCAGGAGUUCAAGAAGGCCGGCUGUGACCUGUAUUGCUUCCACUAUGAGGCGGCAUUUUCGACGGCUGCCGAGAGCCCUGAGCAAACGUCCGACAAGAACACCAGCCCCAAAGAGCUCAUUCGGUAUAUUCACGAUAGCGGAAUGCUUGCGGGCAUCGCCAUCAAACCAGGCACGUCUGUUGAUGUGCUGUGGGACAUCUUGGAGGCUGCUGAUCCCAAGGAAAAGCCUGACAUGGUCCUUGUCAUGACGGUUUACCCUGGAUUUGGCGGCCAAAAGUUCAUGGCGGGUGAGCUCCCCAAGGUGCAGGCUUUGCGGGCGAGAUAUCCCGAGUUGAACAUCGAGGUCGAUGGUGGCUUGGGGCCUGGAACGAUUGACCAGGCUGCUGAUGCUGGGGCCAACGUUAUCGUUGCUGGUAGUGCCGUGUUUGGCGCCAAGGACCCGUCCGAGGUGAUUUCCCUGCUGCGAAAGUCGGUAGAUUCGAGGGCUGGCAGACUAUGA